Molecule: messenger RNA, 996 nt
Organism: Nothobranchius furzeri (turquoise killifish)
Lineage: Eukaryota; Metazoa; Chordata; Actinopteri; Cyprinodontiformes; Nothobranchiidae
Gene: ift43
Product: Intraflagellar transport protein 43 homolog
Biological process (GO): intraciliary retrograde transport
Cellular component (GO): intraciliary transport particle A; cilium
Source: RefSeq, a predicted model, not a curated record
UCCUGCUGAUUGGCGUUGCUAUGGUGAACGUUGCUAUGUAACGGUUGUGACUCAGGAAGAAGCUACAACAGAGCUGUAGCAAUGAGGAGAGAGAUAGACGAUAGCUUUCACGCCGAAGAUGGGACAGUUACAAAACAUAUUGCCAAGUCUGGACGAAGAGCUCGUCUUGCAGCAGACCAGUCGUCAUCCGAAGAGUCUCGCCAUGCUCGGAAGUCCUCUUCCUCUUUAGAAGGUGGCUCUUCUAAACCAAACCGGCGACGGGGUGGCUGGGCAGAGGAGAGCUCUGGGUCUGGUUCUGCCAAAUCUUUUAGAAGACCACCUGCUGAAGACCAGGAAGACCAUCGCCUGCGACCACAAACUCCCCAGGGAUCAGAUGAUGAAGGAGACAUUCCAGUGAUUCCAGACCUAGAUGAAGUCCAGGAAGAAGAUCUAACGAUGCAAGUGGCUGUUCCACCAAGCAUCCAGGUAAACCGGGUGAUGACCUACAGAGAUCUGGACAGUGAUUUGAAGCAUUUCUCUGCUUUCCAGACCUUAGAUGGAGAGAUUGACUUGAAGCUCCUCACCAAGGUUUUAGCACCGGAGCAGGAGGUGAGGGAGGAUGAUGCGAGCUGGGACUGGGAUCAUCUGUUUACUGAAGUGUCCUCAGAGCUCCAGAUGGAAUGGGAUCAAGGAGAGGAUAAGGAGUCGGAGUUGGGACAAAAGGGUCAAUGACUCCGGUUAUUUAAAAUUGAGUUAAAUAAUAUUUUACUUUUAUAAAUGCAUUUUUACUCAAUUCUCUCUGUACAGAACCUUCAUGUUGUCUUUUGAACACUCAGUUGCUUUGAGUGUUUUAACCUAGCCCUAACCCUCUGAACAAAUGACAUAUAGGUAAAAUGCCCUCCUUGUACUUGCAACAUUAUCAACGUCCACAUACAAGUCCAAGGGUGAUAAUCAGCUAAGCUGAAAUCCAGUUGAUUGUCUUCAAAUUAACAUUCUUCAUUAAACCCUACAACCUUA